Ambispora gerdemannii is the source of this 1761-nucleotide messenger RNA. The record is from the annotation of a GenBank genome assembly. Lineage: Eukaryota; Fungi; Glomeromycota; Glomeromycetes; Archaeosporales; Ambisporaceae.
AUGGGAGGUUUAUACCUGUUAGACUAUGGAGCAGGCAAUGUUAGAAGUUUAGUAAACGCCGUCAAUCAAUUGGGUUACGAGAUGAAUUGGGUGAAUGAGCCUUCCGACAUUUUAAAGGCUGACAAAUUAAUUUUCCCGGGAGUUGGCGCGUUCGGAAGUGCAAUAGAAGCAUUAAACACAAAACAUUACGCUGAUCCUCUUCGAGAAUAUAUACGCUCCGGUAAACCCUUUAUGGGCAUCUGUGUAGGGUUGCAGUCGUUAUUUGAGGGAUCGGAAGAGUCGCCCGACGUAUCUGGUCUAGGCAUCAUACCGGGUGUUGUAAGACGAUUUGAUACAAUGGAUAAAGCGGUUCCGCAUAUGGGAUGGAAUGAGGUUUUUUUAUUGAAAAAUAGUUUACAAUCUAAGAAUGAGGAGAAUUUGGACAAAAAUGACGAUGUUUUACACUACGGGAUCAAACAAAGAACAGCGUAUUAUUUCGUGCACUCUUAUGCUGUUCCAUAUAAUAGUCAAUUAAAGGAAUGGACUCUUGCAAUUACACAAUAUGGUACUGAGAAAUUUGUCAGUGUCGUGCAAAAAGAUAACAUAUUUUGCACCCAGUUUCAUCCAGAGAAAAGUGGAUACUCGGGACUUCGUAUUUUGAGGGCGUUUUUAGAGACAAAUGGCGCAGCAGUCCAGCUUACACAAAAAACUAUAAAUAUCAUUCGAAGUCUGGAUGAUGUUACAAAUAAUAAAAAAGAUCGAUUUAGAAAAAGGGUAAUCGCAUGUCUCGAUGUACGGACCAAUGAUGAAGGGGAUUUAGUAGUUACAAAGGGUGACCAAUAUGACGUUAGGGAUCGUACUACUACUGCCAAUGAUAACAACCACAUCAAUAAUAAUAAUGGUUUGUCUAAUAUAGUAAACGUGGCAGGUCAAGUAAGAAACCUUGGAAAGCCUGUUGAUUUGGCUAAAAGAUAUUUCGACGAAGGUGCCGAUGAAAUCACGUUUCUUAAUAUCACCAGUUUCCGUAAUUCUCCAUUGACCGAUUUACCAAUGCUAGAAAUAUUGCGUCGUACAUCAGAGACAGUAUUUGUCCCAUUAACAAUCGGUGGUGGAAUUCGUGAUAUAAUCGAUCCGGACGGAAAAUUCCACUCAGCUCUUGAAGUUGCCGGUGAAUAUUUUCGUUCGGGUGCCGAUAAAGUCUCGAUAGGUAGUGAUGCGGUAUAUGCAACAGAGAAAUACUUAAAAAACGGUAAAAAGUGCAAUGGAGACACGGCUAUUGAAACUAUCGCGCAUGCGUAUGGAUCGCAAGCAGUUGUGAUUUCAGUUGAUCCAAAAAGAGUAUAUGUCAAAUCUCCUACGGAUACUAAUCACCAUUGUCUUGAAACCUCGAUACCUGGUCCAAACGGCGAGAGCUAUUGUUGGUAUCAAUGUACAGUGAAGGGAGGUAGAGAAGCACAUGAUAUCGACGUGUAUCAAUUAGUUAACGCGUGUGAAGCUAUGGGUGCUGGUGAAAUUUUGUUGAAUUGUAUAAAUCGGGAUGGUACAAGUUCCGGAUUCGAUAUUGAACUAAUUCGUGAUGUGAAAAAGUCGGUACGGAUUCCUGUUAUCGCUUCUAGUGGAGCGGGAAAUGAGGAGCAUUUUGUUGAGGUUUUUCGUGAGACGGGAGUUGAAGCUGCUUUGGCUGCUGGUAUUUUUCAUCGACGUGAAGUACCUAUUGAAAGUGUAAAAAGAGUUUUGAAAGGAAGGGGUGUACUGAUAAGGGACAGUGAUACAGUCCUGUAA